Messenger RNA from Scomber japonicus (chub mackerel), 2276 nucleotides. Its product is annotated as SH2B adapter protein 2. The record is from RefSeq and is a predicted model, not a curated record. The transcript is spliced from 9 exons. Gene Ontology annotation, biological process: antigen receptor-mediated signaling pathway; intracellular signal transduction. The coding region runs from base 210 to 2276 and encodes 688 amino acids. Gene Ontology annotation, molecular function: transmembrane receptor protein tyrosine kinase adaptor activity. NCBI's taxonomy places the organism in Eukaryota, Metazoa, Chordata, Actinopteri, Scombriformes, Scombridae. Gene Ontology annotation, cellular component: plasma membrane.
UGCGUCGACCGAAGAGAUGGAGGGAGAGCUGGCCGGCGGCGAGCUCGCGUAAACCGGAGAGGAGGACAGCAGAUGAAGAGAGAUAACCAUGUUUGAUCCUGAAUAGAAAAACAUCUUCAUAGCAAAGCCAGGAUCGUCUCAGACCUCACCAGCGUCAUGAAACCAGUCCUGUAUUGAGCCUCUCCUCGGUGGGUUGGCAUGGCCCAGUGAUGAACGGAGCGGUGGUGCCCGGUAGCCCAGAGCUCUCUUCCUCGUGCCCACUGCCUGACUGGCGAGAGUUCUGUGAGCUCCAUGCUCAAGCCUCAGCUGCAGACUUUGCUGACAAGUUCCAGCGGUUCCUGUCUGAGAACCCGUGCUACGACUCGCCUGGUGCUGAUGCCAGCUUCUCACAGCACUUUGCCCACCAUUUCUUGGGGUGCUUCUCUACAGCGCUGACCCAGGCCCGGGAGAACCAGGCAUCCUCACCGGGGGAGGACGGCUCCAGUGCAGCACCAAAGUACAGCAUCGUUCCUUUCCUGGGAAUCCAGGGCUGCCCACUGUCCUACGGCCACGACCUCUACCAGAGACGCAAGGACGCCGGGGCUUCAAGUGAAUCCCUGGACAGUAUGGACAGCGGAGGGGGAGGGAUAGAUGGGGGAGGCAGUGGCACUGCCGCCUCUCGAGGCCCCCAGCCGGCCCACAAGGUGUCUGCUCUGGGACAGUCCCGCAGUUCAGAGGAUGUGUCUGUAAGUCAUCCCAAAGCUCGCUUCAAGAAGGGCUUCUCCCUAAGGAACAUGAGCUUGUGUGUGGUGGACGGCGUGAAGGAGAUGUGGCACCGACGGGCCUCCCCUGAACCUGAUGCUCCCCCCGGGGCCAGGAGAGCUAACGGGGCAGGAGGAGGAGGGGAGGCAGCAGGGGGAGAGAGGUGGUCCCAAAAGCUGCGCCUUCCCAGGGGUUCCCAGGGCCACAAGGCUGAACUGCUGGAAAUCCAGAGAGAGGGAGCGCUGAGGUACAUGGUGGCCGAUGACACAAACUGUAUGGGUGCUGCACAGUGGCAGAAAUGCCGCCUGCUGCUGAGGAAGACCAAGAGGGAGGAAGGAGGGGAGAGAUUCCUGCUGGAAUUCUACGUACCACCCAAGUCCUCAAAACCCAAGGUGAGCAUUCCUUUAUCAGCCAUCGUGGAGGUGAGGACCACCAUGCCGCUUGAGAUGCCAGACAAGGACAACACUUUUGUUCUUAAGGUGGAAAACGGGGGUGAGUACAUCCUGGAAACCAUCGACUCGCUGCAGAAAAACUCCUGGGUUGCUGACAUCCAGGACUGCUUAGACCCUGGUGACAGCGGUGAUGACAUCGAGUUGGCGUCAUGUCCUCAUGGUCAGGCCUCCAAAGAUUGCUCCAUGGUGGCCUCUUGCAGCUGUGAGCUGCUGUCUGAGGGUGUGCACCGUGCUCCAGAGAGGUCAUGUUCUACAGCAGCAGAACAUUACAGUGCCCCCUCAGUGCGUUGCAGGGAACCCCCAUUCACCCAGCACCCAUCGCACAUGCCUUUAGAGCGUUUCCUCCAGUCCCCGGAGGCCCAGGGCUCCAACACUGCAUCAGGUGGCAGUGAAGGUGCGAAAGACUCAGAUGGCGAUGCCAGCCUGGCGGGUUACCCAUGGUUCCAUGGCACACUGUCCCGUGUGCGUGCUGCUCAGCUGGUGCUUGCAGGGGGGGCCAGGAGCCAUGGGCUCUUUGUGAUUCGCCAGAGCGAAACGCGGCCGGGCGAGUACGUCCUGACCUUCAACUUCCAGGGCAAAGCCAAGCAUUUGCGUUUGUCGGUGAAUGAGAACGGGCAGUGCCACGUCCACCACUUGUGGUUCCACACCGUGUCGGACAUGUUGAGACACUUCCAUGCCCACCCCAUCCCCCUCGAAUCUGGAGGUUCAGCUGACAUCACAUUACGCUCCUAUGUACAAGUGCAGAGAAGCUCUACCACAGAUGUGACUGUGCCCCCAGUCCUCACUCCACCCAGAGAUGCAGGCUGCCGGACAGAUUCAGCUCAGCCAGCUCUCCACCCCCCUGGGAUCACAGCCUCUGCAGGGCCUCCUCCUGAUACCCCCCUCUCCUCAAGCACCUCCUCUUCACCCACUGCCCUCCCUUCCCUCUCUCGCAGUGACCCAGGCACUGGAGGAGGGUUACAGAGUCGGAGCAACAGCUCUGAACGCCUGCUGGAGGCCUCUAGUGGUGCAUCUGAGGACUACCAUGAUGCUGAUGGGACUCGCAGGGCCCGAGCAGUAGAGAACCAGUACUCUUUCUACUAA